AUGAAUAUUUUGAUUACUGGUGCCAACCGAGGCAUUGGGCUAGGCUUGGUACAACGAUACCUCGAAGAACAUGACGUCAAACGCAUUUUUGCGGCUGUCAGGAAACCUGCCGAGGCUAAAGUGAGCUAAUUUUUUAAUUUUUUUUUUAUUUUUUAAAUUUUUUUUUGUUUUUGUAAAGAAAGUUUUUGCAUUUUCUCAAUUUUUUAAAAAUCAGUUUAAUUUUUCUAUAUUUUGUAAAGAAAGUUUCUUCAAAAAUUCAAAGUUAUUCAAAAAAGCCAUUUUGGAUCAUUGUAAACAAAGUUAUUGCCAAAAUCGUAAUUUCUGCACCGUGCAGCGCCAUUUCUCUUAUUUGCACAGUGCGAAAGCGCGGUCCCGUCCGAUCUGACAAGUUAAGCAACGGCGCGCUUGAUUAUAAAAAGUUCGAGGAACACUGGGUGAAAACAAAGUUUUUGGGGGUUUUCGGUAAAUGGAAAGAAAGUUUUUGCAAUUUUUUGUUUUGUAAAUAUAGUUCUUGCCAUAUUCUUUUUUUCGCGAAAAAAAAUUCUUGUAAUUUUUCAAAAUUGUAAAGAAAUUUCUUUCAAAAGCUCAAAAAAACUUCAGAAAUGUCAUUUCACAUCAUUGUAAACAAAGUUAUUGCCAAAAAAUUAAUUUCUGCACCGUGCAGCGCCAUUUGUCUUCUUUGCACAGUGCGAAAGCGCGAUCCCGUCCGAUCUGGCAAGUUAAGCAACGGUGCGCUUGAUUAUAAAAAGUUCGAGGAACAGUAGAUAAAAACAAAGUUUUUGGGGUUUUUAGGGUUAUGGAAAGAAAGUUUUUACAUUUUUUUGUUUUUCAAUUUUUAAAAAUGGCAUUUUUUAAAUUGUAAAAAAAGUUUUUUCUACUUUCAGGCAAUCCACGAUCUAAAUGACAACCGGAUAGUGCUGAUCGAAUACGACGUGUUGGAUGACAAAAAGAUUGAAACCGCAGCCGAAUGGUUGAAAGCUGAGUUGAAGGACGAAGGGUUACAUAUAUUAAUCAACAAUGCUGGCAUAGCCUUGAGUGACAAUGUUCACAUUGAGGAUCCUUCGAGAGAGGCGAUUCUGAAGACUUUUGACACCAAUCUUUGUGGAGUUGUUAUGACGACUACGGUAAGUGUUGUAAAGAAAGUUUUUGCCGUUUUUUGUAUUGUAAAGAAAGUUCUUGCCAUUUUUUGUUUUGUAAAGAAAGUUUUUGUCUUUUUUUGUUUUGUAAAGAAAGUUCUUGCCAUUGUCACAAAAAAUAUUUCAGGCCCUCCUACCCCUCCUACAAAAAGCCGCCUCUUCCGAAACCCCUGCCAAGAUCAUUAACAUGAGUUCUGGUCACGCCUCGAUCGAAUUAACAACUAACACUUGGGCCAGUGGUCGAUUUGCCUACGGUGCAUCGAAAGCAGCAGUCAACCAUUACAGUAAGCAAUUAUCAACCACAAAAGCGGUCGAAAACAUAAUUGUCAUCGCUUUGAGACCGGGUCAUGUCGCUACGGACAUGAACGGUCACGAUGGGAAUCUGAAGGUGCCUGAGGCUACGCACGACAUCGUGAACAUGGUUUCUGGACUGAGAAUCGAAGAUUCUGGAAAGUUUUUGGAUCGAUUCGGCAAAAUUCAAUCUUAUUAA
This is a messenger RNA of Bursaphelenchus okinawaensis, 1626 nucleotides long. NCBI's taxonomy places the organism in Eukaryota, Metazoa, Nematoda, Chromadorea, Rhabditida, Aphelenchoididae. The record is from the annotation of a GenBank genome assembly.